AUGGCUGAUCACUUUGCGUUCACCACUAGCCCUCUCAAGGAUACCAAGAAAGCCGCAGGCAGUCGCAAGGAGAUGUCGGCGCUCGAGGUUAGAGAAGAGUACACAAAGCCGUACAGCAACUUCUCCCGAGACCAUUUGAACGCGCCUCCCGGCUCGGAUUUUGAGAUCCUCCUGGAAGCCGAUAAAACGCUAGUAGCCCUAACCGAGUCAUACGUUUCCGCUGUAGGAAAACCCCAAUACUCGGCACUUUGCAACGUCCUGAAUCAUCUCAGCGAGAAAUUCUGUGGGGAUAACGAGCCCAUCGUCUUCGUGGACCAUCACACAGCAUAUCUCAAACAUCAUCCCAACGGAUACUUUGACUGCUCUCCGGAUAUUCCUGCCAUGUUGAAGUCUAGAUUCUUGACCUACCCGUCCACUUCCCCUUGCAAAUGCGCCGAGUGGUCCGAUUUGGAGACCGUAGUCGAAGUCAAGAACGAGCACGAAUACUUGGAUGGCAUAACGCAACUGGCCGCAUACCUUGGACUAGCGAAUCAAGCUCGACCAGACAAAGUUGGGAUAUACGGCUUGAUCACAUCGCCGAGUGGGUACCAGAUACAAUAUAGCGAUGCUGGCGGUCUGACUACAUCGCCGUUCUCCGAUUGGGAACACCUCGUUCCCUUGGCGUCCUAUGUAUAUACGCUCUAUUUUCCUCUUCCAGGACGCCCGCGCUGCGACCCGACCAUCACUCGCUCAUCCACUCGCAUAGAAGAUAAACCGACCUGGGAUGUCACGUUCAAAGGCGAAACAUAUCCUGCGUGCCAAGUCAAAUUUGUCGGCCAACCGUGGAAGCGAAUGACGUGGGUCGCCCAAACAGCGGGUAAAUAUCCCACCGUCAUCAAGGAUUCCUACUGGGCAUAUGGCCGGACCUUCAAGGAAGGGGAAUUAUACGAUCUCCUACAGGCUGACGGCAAACCGGCUCCGGGAUUCGUGAGGAUGAUAACACACGGAGACGUCUUCAAUGAGGAGGGCCCCAUUACGUCUAGCAAUAUCGAACCCCAUGUGUAUCGAGUAAAGACUAGGCUCAUCAUGGGGACGUCGGGCGACCCAUUGGCCAAGACUCCGAGUAUCCAGCAUUUUCUCAUGGCUAUGUACGACGUUCUCGAAUGUCAUCGAUGGGCUGUCAAAGAAAGGAACAUCAUUCACCGGGAUAUAAGCCCAGCUAAUAUCAUGAUUAACCCUAAGGACAAAGCAAAGGAGCUGCUCAGAGAGCCCACUCGACCUAUCUUUAUCAAAGAAAUUCUUCUCAAGAAGAAAUAUGCCCUACCCGUGGCACGUCUAUAUGAUUUCGACAACUCCGCUGAAAAUGAUCGGUUGAAGGCGAAGACCCAAGCAUUCAAAGAGUCUCUUGAACGAAGCCCCGACCACGAGCACCUUCGUCAUAGGACGGGCACCCCUCGAUUCAUGGCUCGCGCAGUUGCCGCCGGGCAUAUCCUUGAACCGGAUUCGAAUGUGUUCGAGCCCAUGCCUUCGUUACCACCAAAGAUCCUUGUGCGGUACCAAAAUGCUCAUUCUUCCGGCGAGAACCCUCUACGACAAUUCGAGGAUUGCAAUGGCACGAUCCAUGGCGGUCGGAGCGGAAGAAAGAGAGCAGAUAACGAUACAAUUAACAACCCAGACGAAGGCGAACCCACCACCGGCCAAUUUACCGCGGGCCAAUCUGCUGUGGACCGACCUCCUAUGGACCAAUCCACCAUGAACCAAGCUAUUACGAACCAACCUAGCGAGGACAAACUUAGCGAGGACGAAAGUGACCACGACGAGUCUGACCAUCUUGCAAUUGCCUCUCUCAAAUCUGAAUCGGACGACAACAAACCUACUCAAGGGAGGUCUGACGAACAAAUCCAGAUAUUUCGGCACCUCCCUCGACAUGAUGCCGAGUCGGUCUUUUGGGUGAUUGUGGUAUUUCUCCUUCGUGCUCUACCUCUUGGUCAGCUUCCGGAAAAGGACAAGAACACGAAGUCCUUGAUAUCAUCCUGGAAAUGCAUCGCAUCACACGAAAUCAUGUCCUCCCCUGCCGGCUUGCCUAUAGACUUUCGAACGAUGCUCUUGUCCCCAAAACACUGGGAGACAAAUCUACAUGAAAAACUGGGCGGCCUGGUUCCGAUGAUGAAGGAGCUCGUGAUGCAAGUCAGGCCAGAAUAUAGCCAUCUCGCGGAGCCUCCUCCAGAUGAGUUCCACCUCCAUGAGGCAAUGCAGCGUAUUCUCCUUAGAUAUGCCGUCAAAUUUUCUGAGGCUUCUGACAUCUUUCUGAAUACUGAAAAAGGACGUAUCGUUCUUGAGAAGAAGGACCCCCCGGAGCAAAGGGCAUCUACCAACAUUUCUCUGGAUGGCCAGCACUUCCAGCGAGCAGGACAUCGCUCGCACUUUUCAGUAUCUCAAGGUUCAGACAGUAUUAUCGUAGACAAAAGAAAGCGGAGGGACAGCAUCGAAGCAAAUUCUUAUGACAGCCAAUCCUCCCCUCUCCCAGCACACUCUCGUUUCCCAGAUAUCCCCCGCACAAUCAUAGCCGGGGACCUCGAUGUGUUUCCGCCAGGCGUAAUACGUGAAGAGUACAUCUUCAGAGACAAGCGCCGCCGUAUGCAAUGA
Pleurotus ostreatus (oyster mushroom) is the source of this 2625-nucleotide messenger RNA. RefSeq lists its product as uncharacterized. Gene Ontology annotation, molecular function: protein kinase activity. The coding region runs from base 1 to 2625 and encodes 874 amino acids. Gene Ontology annotation, biological process: protein phosphorylation. NCBI's taxonomy places the organism in Eukaryota, Fungi, Basidiomycota, Agaricomycetes, Agaricales, Pleurotaceae. The transcript has 6 exons. The record is from RefSeq and is a predicted model, not a curated record.